Molecule: messenger RNA, 546 nt
Organism: Eremothecium gossypii ATCC 10895
Lineage: Eukaryota; Fungi; Ascomycota; Saccharomycetes; Saccharomycetales; Saccharomycetaceae
Gene: TMA20
Product: translation machinery-associated protein 20
Exons: 2
Coding region: 1-546 (181 amino acids)
Biological process (GO): formation of translation preinitiation complex
Molecular function (GO): RNA binding
Source: RefSeq, marked provisional
AUGUUUAAAAAAUUUUCGAAGGAAGACAUACACACACGUACUAAGGUGAAAACUUCCGUGCAGAGGUCGUUGAAGUCUAAACUCGUGGAACAAUUCCCAAAGCUCGAGGAAGUUAUCGAUGAAUUGCUCCCCAAGAAGACCGAAUUGCAGAUCAUCAAAUGUUCGGACAAGAUACAGCUAUAUGCUGUUGGAGAUGAGGUACUGUUCUUCCAAAAGUUUGAGGAAUUAAUCCCUACGUUGCGGUUUGUCCAUAAGUAUCCGGAGGCGUUCCCAACUAUCCAGAUUGACAGAGGAGCGAUCAAGUUUGUUCUUUCUGGGGCCAACAUCAUGUGUCCAGGCCUGACCUCCUCUGGUGCUGCUCUUCCAGAGGCCCCAGGCCUUGCGCAGGAUAGUAUAGUUGUUGUCAAUGCCGAAAACAAAGAAAACGCACUCGCAAUUGGGAAACUCUUAAUGAGCACUGAGGACAUUAAAUCGAUCAACAAAGGCCAUGGCGUUGAGACUAUUCACCACUUGGGUGAUUGUUUGUGGAACUUUAGCUUAGUCUAA